This is a messenger RNA of Daucus carota subsp. sativus, 1641 nucleotides long. RefSeq names its product acyl-CoA hydrolase 2. The coding region runs from base 143 to 1468 and encodes 441 amino acids. Gene Ontology annotation, biological process: acyl-CoA metabolic process; fatty acid catabolic process. Lineage: Eukaryota; Viridiplantae; Streptophyta; Magnoliopsida; Apiales; Apiaceae. The transcript has 17 exons. Gene Ontology annotation, molecular function: fatty acyl-CoA hydrolase activity. The record is from RefSeq and is a predicted model, not a curated record.
UGACUUAAUUUGACUUUUGUACCCAAACGCCAGAAAUAAGACCAAAAGAAAGCAUCCUCUAAAUAGUUUGAAUGAUAGGCGGCUUUGAUGCUCUUUGAUUAUCCCAAUUCACGAAUUGUUUUCAUCUCUUCAACUCUCAGACAUGGAUACUGAAUCAGUAAUGGAGUUCUUGGGAUGCGUGCCGUUGCUUCAAAGACUCCCUGGCUCAUCUCUGCGCAAAAUUGCUCAGCUCGUUAUCUUUAAGCAUUUUGAUCAGGGAGACUAUAUUGUUCGAGAAGGGGAUGCACUGGAUGGAACCUACUUUAUAUGGGAUGGGGAAGCAGAAGUUUCCUCAGUGCAGGAAGAUGAUGAAAGCCGCCCGGAGUUCCAGUUGAAAAAAUAUGAUUAUUUUGGUCAAGGUUUGGAAGCAUCCGUGCAUCAUGCAGAUGUUGUUGCAUUAAAUAAGCUGAUUUGCUUGGUGCUGCCUCACGUGCAUUCAAAUCUGCUGCAGCCAAAUUCCAUCUGGAAUGCAGAUUACUCCUCUGAAGCAUGCUCUCUUGUGGAGCAGAUACUUCACUUGAAACCUAUAGAAGUGAACAUUUUUCAGGGUAUCACAUUGCCAGAUGCUCCAAAGUUUGGAAAAGUUUUUGGAGGACAGUUCAUCGGACAGGCACUGGCUGCAGCAUCUAAAACUGUUGAUUGCCUUAAGAUUGUUCAUAGUAUGCAUGCUUACUUUCUACUUGUCGGGGAUAUAGACAGUAAGAUUUCUGCUCAAGUGGAUUGGACCAACUAUUCCGUUCCAAUCAUCUAUUAUGUUGAUCGUGUCCGUGACGGAAAAAGUUUUGCUACGCGAAGGGUAGAUGCAAUACAAAAGGGGAAUGUUGUGUUUUCGUUACUUGCGUCAUUUCAGAAAGAAGAGGAAGGGUUUGAUCACCAGUAUGCAGUGAUGCCUUCUGUGCCUGAUCCAGAAACACUUUUAUCAAUGGAAGAGUUGCGGGAGAGAAGAUUAACAGAUGCUCGUCUAUCCAGGACGUACCGAAAUAAAAUUGCUACUCAGAAGUUUGUCCCAUAUCCAGUUGAUAUCAGGUUUUGUGAUCCUAAUACUUCGACGAAUCAGACUAAGUCUCCUCCAAGUCAGCGUUACUGGUUUAGAGCGAAGGGAAAAGUUUCGGAUGACCAAGCUCUGCACAGAUGUAUAGCUGCGUUUACUUCGGAUCUGUCAUUUGUGGGAAUAAGUAUGAAUCCACAUCGUGCAAAGGGUUUGAAACUAUCAGCUUUUAGUUUAGAUCACGCAAUGUGGUUUCACAGGCCCUUCAGAGCUGAUGACUGGACAUUAUUUGUGAUAGAAAGUCCUGCGGCUUACAAUGCACGUGGCUUUGUUACAGGACAGAUGUUUAAUAGAAAAGGAGAGCUGCUUGUAACAAUAACACAGGAAGGGGUAAUUAGAAAGACGAAGACCCCAGAUGUUGCAGCUGUGUCGAAAUUGUGAUGUCACACACUUAAGUAUACAAAGGAGAUAUACCACUGAGUCCAAGCUUGACGAAUUGUGAUGUAUAUACUCAAGUAUUUGUGUUACAUUUUUAAAACCCAUAUUUGCAGAUCCAUAUUUUUUUAAAAACCCUUAUUCAUAUCCUUUUGCAAGAACAUUUUUAUCUUGAUCCA